UUAAUCUCAAACUACUUCUUAAUACAAUUGAAGGUUUCUUGGUUCAUAUUGGUCAUUUUUGGACUUCACAACUGAGGUCAAAAUGACAUUAGAUUUAAGGCAGACUCAGCAUUUAGUUGAAUAUAAAACAAGACGGUUUAUAAGAAGUUCAUUUGCCGACAUCAAGAUAAAGCACACAGAAAAGUGGAAUGAAGCUGUCGACGUGGAAAAUAAAAAUAAAAUUGCUCUUCAAAAACGAAUGCAUCAAGUGAGAAAGCGAAAUGCCCUAGUUAAGCAACGCAUGCUGACAAAAGUGGUUGGUGUUCCAAGAAUUAUCUCCCUUCUUGGAAGGAGCGUUACACCUUACGUCAAAUUUCGACGGAUGGCAAGAGCUGUGAAGAUGUUAAUUCAUGUCUGCCAUGUUUGUAAAAGCCUUUUAGUGACCUCUGUAUCACAAGAAUCCUGGUUUGCCCUACUGGACAAUUUGAUCGCUGUGACCACAUUACAACAAUCACAGAAGAAAGGAAGAGAAUUUGUUAGACUGGUACAAAAUGGUGCCGGAAAAUUCAUGCAGUUGACAUUCGAUCUCAAUGAUUAUAAGCAACAAAAGCAGACAGAGGGUUUAUUUACCGACGAAAUAAGAGACAUUAUGCGACAGAGACCAGGAACACGGAAGCAAGACAAGGUUGAUGAAGUUGUGAAAUGCCUUAAAAGCAUGAGUAAACAGUUCAGAGAGUAUCCAUUUACUGUACAAAGGAAAAUUGUCCAGUAUUCUUUCUAUGACAAGUACAAACAUAACAGAGUUAUCCUUCGUGAAGGAUUAGCUCCAGAUGGAAUCUACUUUAACGUUAGCGGAACAUUGAUAACAAAACCUGAAGGAAGAAAGAAUACAGAAGAGAUUCAUCCUGGCGAUAAAUUUGGGGAAGAAGAUUUGAUUUGCGGAUGUGCCAGAAGAUCAACUGUCAUAACAAGACACGAAGUGGAACUGCUAUUUCUUCAUCGAUUUGAUUAUAUGGAUAUAUUUGAUAUGGCUGCUGAUUCUAAUGACGAGAAAAACCUAGAAAUCUGCAAAAAGAAUGAAGUCCUCAGACAUUUUCCACUGGAAAAAUUAGCUGAAAACCCUGGAACAUGGAGUGUUUUGAAAUACAAAUAUGGAAGACUAAUGGUCAAAGAUAGCAAUGACGUGGAAUGGAUAUAUGUUAUCAAAUCAGGCGAAGCGCGUGUCUUAUCAUAUUUGAAACCAGAAAUCAUUGAUAUCUCUAAAAGACGGAAAGAGAUACAGAAAAUGAUGCAAAUGGAGUCCCCAUUCUACAGGAAGAAGAAGUUGCUCAAUUUUAUAGCUGGUCGUGAUUCAACUGAGUCAGCUUAUAAAUCGGCAAACUAUCACCCAGGACAACGACGAGGUUUAGUGUCUGCACCGCCUACAUAUGGACAUCGAAGGUGUCUUGACGAUUUGGCUUACAAAAGUUUUCCGGAGACGCCUAGAAAUUAUCAAACAUUAGAAUCGGUAAUUGGAAAGAGAGAACCAUUGAAGCAAAUUACAAACGAUGUUAAGUUGCCAACACUUCAAGUUAUUAAUUCGGCAAGAUCCUCAAAAAGAAGGGACUCAGAAGACGAUAAUGAAGAAAAUGAAACCAAAAAUAGUGCACGUGAACCGGAAGAGAAAACAGAAAAUGAACACGUGACCAUUGAAGACCUUAAACCAAUUACCGAAUCAAAAACUUCGUUUUAUCAGAAAACUGGAACAAGAAACACGGUUAAUUUAUUGCCAAGAGCAAAAUCAGAAAUGUCAAGUCUUCUAAGCAGAUCUGGUUCUAGAAUGAAAAUUGAAAAAUCACAAUAUGAAUCAAGUGUCAAAAGUUUAUCUGAAAGACAAAAAAGUGUUGUCAAAAAGAGGGAGCUCCCUCCAUUUGUGCAAGUAGAAGUGCUUCAUCCAGGACAAUCGUUUGGUUUGCUGUCUCUUUUGGAACCAUCACAAAGAGGACCAUCAGUAAGCUUAGUAAGCGGAGAGUGCGAAGUCCUUGCAAUCAACAAAAAGUUCUUCAAUAAAAACUGUGAUGAUGCGAUGAAAAGUUUGAUUAUUUUGAAGGAAAAACCCUUCCCUCCACAACAGGAGCUGGUGGACAGGCUAGAUAUAUCCAUGCAAUGGGACGAAUUUAAACAUGAUACUGUGAAAGAUUUCAUGGACAAUUUAACGAGAAUGAAAGAAAUUAAGCGAUGAAUUGUUUGAGGCGUGAUUGAUAUACUAACUUGUCUUUCAUUUCAUGUUUUAACUCUUUUUUUAUAAAAAA
Mytilus trossulus (common blue mussel) is the source of this 2270-nucleotide messenger RNA. RefSeq lists its product as uncharacterized. The record is from RefSeq and is a predicted model, not a curated record. Bases 83 to 2200 code for a protein of 705 amino acids. NCBI's taxonomy places the organism in Eukaryota, Metazoa, Mollusca, Bivalvia, Mytilida, Mytilidae. The transcript has 17 exons.